CUCAUUUGGUCGUUAGCGGGGCUUCGCUCAUAGCUCCGCCUGUAGAAACAUCCAGAAGCCUGCGUGCUCUAGAUUUAUUUCACCUACUCCACCACCUCUCCUUCCUUCGCGUUCACAAACGACCAUUUCUUGUUAUUGAAUUCUUUGAUACCCGCUUCCACAACUCUACAUUUCCAAUCGCCAUGGCUGACGCCCUGAAAGCCGAAGGCAACAAGCUCUUCGCCGCGAAGAAGUUUGAGGAGUCUAUCGAGAAGUUCUCACAAGCCAUCGAGCUUGAUCCCUCAAAUCAUGUCCUCUACUCCAACCGCUCCGGCGCCUACGCUUCGCUAAAAGAUUACCCCAAAGCCCUUGAGGACGCAAACAAAGUGGUGGAAAUCAAGCCUGACUGGUCCAAAGGCUGGGGUAGAAAGGGAACUGCUCUUCACGGAGUACGUGAUCUUGUCGGAGCAACCGAAGCCUUCGAGGAGGCCCUCAAACUCGACGCGAACAACGCACAAGCGAAAUCCGGUCUCGACGCCGUCAAGCGUGCUGUUCAGUCCGAAGCACAAGCCGAUGGAGUGGGCGGUAACCCUGCGGGCGGCCUCGGUGGCAUUUUCAACGACCCCCAGAUGAUGCAGAAGCUCGCUGCAAACCCCAAGACCGCAGGCUUGCUUGGAGAUGCCGAAUUCAUGCGCAAGCUCCAGCAAUUGCAACAAAACCCCAACGAUGUGGGAAUGGCAAUGCAAGACCCUAGGUUCUUGCAGGUGAUGAGCGUACUGCUAGGAAUCGAUAUGCAGUUCGGCCAACCACCCGAGGGUGCUCAGCAAGCCGGUGCUGCCACCGAGGCCGAGGAGGAUGUCGAGAUGCCUGACGCAAAGCCAGCACCGAGAGAAGAGCCUAAGAAGGAGCCCGAGCCGGAGCCAGUUGAGGAGACUGAAGAAGAGAAAGCGGCAAAGGAAGCCAAAGCCAAAGCGGACGAGGAAAAGAAGAAGGGCACCGAGUUCUACAAGAAGCGCCAGUUCGACCAGGCUAUUGAACACUACAACAAGGCCUGGGAGACCCACAAGGACAUUACAUACCUCACCAACCUUGGUGCAGCCAAGUUCGAGAAGGGCGACUACCCCGGGUGUAUCGAGGCUUGUCAACAAGCUGUUGAGUACGGUCGUGAGAUUUUGGCCGACUUCAAAAUCAUCGCAAAGGCUUUCGCCCGCAUUGGAACUGCCUAUGAGAAGCAGGGCGAUUUGACCAAUGCCGUUCUCUUCUACCAAAAAGCACAGACAGAGCACCGGACACCCGAGGUUCUCGCUAAGCUUCGCGCUGCAGAGAAGGCGAAGAUUGUGGCGGAGAAGAACGCUUACAUCGACCCGGAGAAGGCCGAAGAGGCGCGCGCUCUUGGAAACGCCAAAUUCAAGGAAGCCGACUGGCCCGCAGCCGUGGAGGCCUACUCUGAGAUGAUCAAGCGUGCACCAGAAGAUGCCCGUGGAUAUUCCAACCGAGCUGCCUGCUUCAUCAAACUUCUUUCAUUCCCCUCGGCUCUGACGGACUGCGAUGAAGCUAUCAAGCGCGAUCCCAAGUUUGUUCGAGCCUACUUGCGCAAGGCACAGGCUUACUUCGCUAUGCGGGAAUACAACAAGUGUAUCGACGUAUGCACGGAAGCCAUGGCCGCGGAUGAGGGGGGCAAGAACACCCGCGAGAUCCGAGAGCAGGAGCAAAAGGCCAUGCAAGCGCAGUACUCUGCACGUGAGGGCGAGACGGAGGAGCAGACCAUGGAGCGUAUCCAGAGGGACCCUGACAUCGUUGCUAUCCUUCAAGACCCCAUCAUGCAAAGCAUCCUGCAACAGGCCAAGGAUGAUCCUGCUGCGCUCCAGGAGCAUCUCAAGAACCCUGGUAUCCGAGCUAAGAUCCAGAAGUUGGUGGCCGCGGGUGUAAUCCGCAUGGGACGAUAA
Messenger RNA from Periconia digitata, 1925 nucleotides. The record is from the annotation of a GenBank genome assembly. NCBI's taxonomy places the organism in Eukaryota, Fungi, Ascomycota, Dothideomycetes, Pleosporales, Periconiaceae.